Messenger RNA from Acaulospora morrowiae, 576 nucleotides. The record is from the annotation of a GenBank genome assembly. NCBI's taxonomy places the organism in Eukaryota, Fungi, Glomeromycota, Glomeromycetes, Diversisporales, Acaulosporaceae.
AUGGCGGCGGUUGUAAUAGCAUAUUAUGCGGCAAAAGCUUCGGCGGCGCACUGUGGCUGGUGGCGGCGGCAGAAAUCGUUGCGGCGCACUAUGGUUGGUGGCGGCGGCGAUCAUGGUGGCGUUUUAUGCAUUAACAAUGGCGGUGAAAUGCUGUGGCUGGUGGCUAACGUUGCGGCGGCUGGUAAUAUAAUGAAAACGGCAGCGUCUUUUACUGUGGCGUCGAUACGGACUGUUGUACGUGUAUCACGUUGUGGCGUUCAAUCUACGGUGGCGUACCGUGUUGCGGCGUCAUUACUUCGUGUUGUACGGCAUCGUGUGUCAUCAUCCUAUGUCGUGGUAUCGCAUCCCGGCGAUGCGGCAUCAACUCUGUGUUACGUCGACAUUGGCGUAUUUCAGUGGUGUCCUAAGCUAGUGUCGUCCUUCCGGCAGUAUACGGAGCAUAUGGCGGCGUUCCGGCGGCCUGAUGGUAACCUCGUGUUACCGUGUCGUCCAGAGCUUUGUACUACGUUCCCUGGUGUAUAUGUCGUCCGUCCUAGUACAGCAUAUGGUAUGGUCGUAUCACGUUCCGCGGAUUGA